AUGUCGCUUGUAGAUGGAUGUGUUGUAGAUGUAGAUAUGGUUCAACCACUUUUCGGUGAACACAUUUCGGAUGAUGAUCAUUUUAAACUAUUUUCCACCUUUAUAAAUUUGAAUUUUCUGAAGGGUAUCUGUUCUUGUCUCUUGUCAAUUGAAAAGAAUCCCCGCAAUGUCAAGGGCCUUGUGAGCUUAAAGUACAAGGAACUUUUGGACACCCUCUUUACUUCUAGAGAACAUUUUAUUGAGACUGUUACGUCUCCAGACAGGAAAAAUGAGGGCAUCGUUCGGGGAAAUAUACUGGCCAACUGUUUUGAUUCACAGAACAUACUCAAAGCCUACGAUUGCAUCCUUGAAACCUCUGCUAAAGCGUCUCAGGUGGAGAUUGCGCUGGCCAUUUGUCAUGCAGACUCCACAGAGUACAAGAGAGGACUUUUGGAGCAACUUGGAACAGACAUUCCUAUAGAAAUAAUUCCCGCCAUACUCAAAAGUUUGCUCAUUUCUCUAGAGAUGAAAGAGGAAUUGAUGGACAUGCAGAAUGAGCCGAUAUAUAACGCAGUGGUAAAGCUACGUGAUUGCCUCUUCUCUGGAGGUCUUGAGGAGCUGUCAACGAGGGGUUUUUCUGCACUCAUUACGCUUUUUGAUUACGGAUUGUUGAAGAAGAGAGAACUUGUACAAGAGGCUGUUAAGGAGCUGGAAAACCGGAUAGAAAAUCUGGACAGAUAUAAAGAUGUUCUAGAAGGUAAAUUACUCGCAAAAUCCGCGAUGUUACUCUUGAAAAGUAGUGAAUUUGUGCUGCAAAGACUUUCAAGGUGCCUAUGCAAGCAUGCACAUUUUAUAACUCCAGGGCAAAUUCCAAUCGUCCUUGACAUCUUUGUGAAGCUUGGAUUUAAUGAAAAGGAGUGGCUUAGGAUGCUGGAGCCUUAUGUGGAGGUUGGUCUAUUUGAUCCCCAAACGAUGUUAAAAGUCGAAAAACUCUGCAACACACUUGGAAUUUUAACAAAACCGCCUAUCGAAGAAUCACAUGAUGAAAAUGGGAAAUUGUAG
Messenger RNA from Theileria equi strain WA, 1041 nucleotides. RefSeq lists its product as hypothetical. NCBI's taxonomy places the organism in Eukaryota, Apicomplexa, Aconoidasida, Piroplasmida, Theileriidae. The transcript has 4 exons. The record is from RefSeq and is a predicted model, not a curated record. Bases 1 to 1041 code for a protein of 346 amino acids.